CACAGUCUACGCUAGACUGUCAAGUGAGAUUCAGCGGCUGAGCCGUGGGGCUCCUGUGUUCAGCCAGCGCUGCCUGGCAACUCUCCGUCUGUGCGCUCACGGGAUUAUCAUACACACGUGCACUGACACACAAACAUUUUUCCUUGAACGUUUCUUUUUGAAGUGGAUGUGAAGUGAGCAGACUUACAUUUUAUGGAACUCGCGUUGUUUGUUUUUCGGUGUGUUGUUUCCGAUUACAGAUUUUUUUCUUUCCGUGGGAAAUUGCAUUGCCGUUGUGGUUUUCGCUUCACGUCGCAUUGGUUUCUCGCAUGCGAUGGAUCACACUUUGUUCGGCUGUCUGCGCAGCCCCCACGCCCCUCCGCAGGCCCUGCACCCUGCCUUCGCUCUUCACGGACGCUCUGAGCACCAUUCCACCUACCCUGACAUUUCCACCAACUCUGCCUCCUCCACCUGCAUCAUAGGUGGUUACCCAGGUGAGGAGGGGGGACUCUUUGGGGGACACGGCCACCAGCGAGGGCCACCCAUCUCCCAGCAACACCAUCAUCUUCCCCAACCACAGCACACAGGUUGGCACAUACCCCAGACGUCCAACGCCUCUCCGGUCAGUAGUCGCCUGGGACUGGGCAUCUCGGCCCCUGAUUCGGUAUCUUCAGAUGUGGGACCUGGGGGCCCGAGCCUUUGCGCCAGCACGCCGAGCUUCGGCGGAGGGGUGCCCUCUGGGGCCUCCUGUGUUCCUGGGGGGGAUUUUGGGCGUCAUACGAUGUCGCCAGCCGAGGCGGAGAAAAGGAAUAGUAAACGGAGAAGUGACAGCUCUGAGUCCCAAGAUGGGAAUUACAAAUCGGACGUGAGCAACAAGCCAAGAAAGGAGAGGACGGCGUUUACCAAAGAGCAGAUUCGAGAACUGGAGGCCGAGUUCGCCCAUCACAACUACUUGACUAGACUGAGGCGCUAUGAAAUCGCCGUCAACCUCGAUCUCACGGAAAGACAGGUGAAAGUGUGGUUCCAGAACAGACGAAUGAAAUGGAAACGUGUGAAAGGAGGCCAGCAGGGGGCGGUAGCGAGAGAGAAGGAGCUUGUGAACGUUAAAAAGGGCACGUUGCUGCCCUCUGAGUUUUCGAGCAUUACUGGACUCCAUCAUACGCCGGACUCGCUUAUGAACGACGACAGCCACGACAGCGACCAGAGCUCUGAAAAUGCUCACUUAUGAUGCCAAGAGAAAUGGUUAGAGAUUCAAUGCUGUUCUUUGUUAGGGAUUAUGCAGAACAAUCUGAGAAAACAUGCGCACAAACAAGAAGUGCACAGGACGUUACUGUAUGGAAGCAACGCACCCCAUUCCCUUAAGGACGGGUCUUACGAGUGCCAUUAUGUGCCAUUUAGUGACAGUGCCCAAUAAACAAGUGCGCACCCCACUAAUGCAUGUGCAUUUGGAGAAUACAGAAAAUCAGUGAUACUCUAGGUCUUUGCAUGUAUUUUGACAGAUGUUUACAUAAAUGUUCAAUUUGUUUUAAAGGUGUCAUUCUUUGGCUGUUUUUGAAGCUUUGAUUAUGUUUUUUGGGUGUUUAUCAAUGGAUGUUCAUGUUUAUAGUUUCAAAAAAUGCUUUAUAUUUCACAUAUUUCAAGUUUAUUGUUCACCGCUGUCCCUCUUCUCAAAAAACGAGAUUUUUUCCGGUUUCUAAAAAGUCCCUCCUUCCUAAACGCUCUGAUUGGUAAAGCUGACCCAGUCUGUCGUGAUUGGUUCCCCGCUGAGUUUGAAGAUGUCCCACCCAAACCAUAUCAGUGAGCUUCCGCUUCUCAGGCUGUUGUGAUUGGCCGGUCCCCCUCUCAGUGCACGUGCAUUCAUAAGCUUUGGCUUUUAACAAUAAACAGUAACAAUGGCGUCAACUUCACUUCAUCAGUUAAACACAUGCGGAUCCAUCGAAGUGUAACGGAGGUCUGCUAGUGCGCAUAUGUGCAAACAUCAAUCUUCGCGAUUUUCUUCCUACUAUGGCGAGGGAAAUGACACCGGACCGAUUGGCGUCAGACACUUAUAUUAAUUAACCCUAAUAACAGAAACGUUAGUUUGGCCUUUUCAUAUUGGAUCUAAAUUGGAUAAUAAAAAAGCAGAUUGACCAGGAGACAUUGCAAGCAGGACUUCAAAGGACGUUUCAUAGAAGUGUUUUAGAGGUAUGCGCACAAACAAUAUCAGUUACACAGAACAGCUUUCACAGCCGAUGUUAAAGUCAUGAAGCUGUUAUUUGACCGUUGGUUCUCUUAGAAUGUGUGUCGAUGAAUUCUUAUUACCAGCUGUAGGACUGUGAUGAAAGUGAAAGUAGUUUAGCGCGUAGCUCAGUUAAAUGUUUACAAUCUCUGAGAACCAAACACUACUCCAGCGGCUCCUCCUCUUCUCUGAGGAAGGCCUCGCCCCUUUUUUGGCGUAUUCCUUUGGGCGGAGGUUAUUCAAAAACUCGGAAUAGUGACAUCAUGUACCCGGGGGGCUGUACAGUAGAGGGCUGUAGUCCAAUUCCAGCCGUUCUCUGUAGUCCUUGAAAAGCGAAUUCUGUUAAAGACAAUGUUUCGCUUGGCAUUGAACUUUGAGCUUUAUCAUUUUGCAGAUAUUAUUUAUGCUCUAACAGCAACAUUACACACUAACUAAAGUUUGAAAAUCGGCCUCACAGGGAAGGGCACCUUUAAAUCAGGCUCUCCAUGGACAUUUCGGCACCUUUAAAAGCCUUUAAAGCCUUCUCUUUCACUUGAAAGGUGGAAUGUAGCUGCAUUACAGUAUAUACGAUUGGUCAAAUGUAAUCCAAAACAUUCCAUUUUAAACUUGCAUUGGAUUGAACAAAGGUGUGUGUUUUGCACUGUCGCAUUAUGUGCCUUCAUUGAUUUCUACUGUAUGUGCUUGUAUAAUUUUAAUGUGAUCCAAAAAAAAACCUGUUAAGCAUGCAGAAGAAGAAAAAAUGUUGCAUUAUGUAAAUAUUAGUAUUCGUAUGUCGAAAGAUUUCACGGCUGUUUCGUAUGCACACAAUACCACAUGCUUCAAUAAUAAACCUUUGUCAUUU
Molecule: messenger RNA, 3038 nt
Organism: Triplophysa rosa
Lineage: Eukaryota; Metazoa; Chordata; Actinopteri; Cypriniformes; Nemacheilidae
Gene: meox2a
Product: mesenchyme homeobox 2a
Exons: 3
Coding region: 314-1207 (297 amino acids)
Biological process (GO): positive regulation of transcription by RNA polymerase II
Cellular component (GO): nucleus
Molecular function (GO): DNA-binding transcription factor activity, RNA polymerase II-specific; RNA polymerase II cis-regulatory region sequence-specific DNA binding
Source: RefSeq, a predicted model, not a curated record